GGAGGCACCAGCGUGGACAGCAAACAAAUAUCGCAAAGCAGGGGAAGCAAAAGCAGAGCCGUCGUCGCCUCCGAACCCCACACCGUCGCAUCUCAGUUCCAAUCCCUCCCGCCGCCGCCGCCUCCCUCGGCCCCGCGGAUCGCGGCUCCGGUCCCGAGUCUCCUCUCCGCUCCGCCCUCCGGGGGUUCGGUCUGGUCCGCCCUUGCGUGGACGGGCUCUCCUGGGGUUUUGGCGGUGGCUGGCAUGCUCUCCGGCGACCUGGUGCGGUGAACCCGAUGCUGCGCCUACUGUCGGUCGGUGAGAGGCUGUUGACAACCGGAACAAAUAGGCGGACAGCCCGUUUGUCCCAGUCGAGUCACGCCAGUGGUUACUACGCAACAGUGAGGGACAAUGGCUUGUCAACAAGGCGAAAUAUCCCACCCGUCUUCUCUAGAAUGUUCUCACAUUACAAGGACAUUGUCAGAAAGAAAGUUGAGGAUCACAACUAUAGAAAAAGGUUUUCCAGAGGCUAUGGUUCCCUCUCUGGGGCAGUGUCGAAUUCAUCCGCAAGACAGCAAGGCCAAUUGACGUUGAAGCGGCCCAGUCAUAUGUACUCGUAUAGUGGUCCCCGAUUCCCGUUGCUGAGCCGAGCAGCCUGUGCGCUAACUCUGUCCUUAACGAGAUCACAUAUCAUCCCUGGGGUCGUGGCUUUAGCUUUUGGGAAGAUGGCAUUGUCGCAGCCUGUCCUGGCAGACUCACGGCCAUACAUGCCCAAAAUGGAAGGCAUUGUCACGAGGACACGAGAUACUGGCGAGUUGCUGUCAGCCAUGGCUAGGUCAGUCUGGGAGGGUAUCACUUUGUUUAUAAGAGCAGUUCAUUUGGCAUUCCUGUUCUUCCCUGCAACUGCAUUAGCUCCAUUUGCUGAUAGUUUAAGUAUAGAAUUUAGAAGAAGGUGGCUUUCUCUUGUACGUCGUACGCUUGAAAAGGCGGGGCCAGCAUUCAUUAAGUGGGGUCAAUGGGCUGCAACUCGCCCUGAUCUUUUUCCAAGUGAUCUCUGUGUUGAGCUUGCAAAGCUUCACAGCGGAGCUCCGGUGCAUGGCUUUGCUUACAGCAAAGCUUCUAUUGAGAAGGCAUUUGGCCGUAAGCUAUCUGAAAUAUUUGAAACUUUUGAAGAGAAUCCUGUAGCUUCUGGAAGCAUUGCACAAAUACAUCGGGCCACAUUAAAAGAUCGUCCUGACUCGAACUCGACCAGAAAAAAGAAAAGAGAUCAACAUCCUGUAAAGCAUGUUGCAGUUAAGGUGAGGCAUCCUGGUGUGGGGGAAUCAAUCAAGAAGGACUUCUUACUCAUCAAUUUUAUGGCAAAAGUUUCGAACGCUGUCCCUGGAUUGAGCUGGCUAAGGCUGGAUGAGAGCGUCCGCCAGUUUGCAGUUUUCAUGAUGUCUCAAGUUGACCUUUCUAGGGAAGCUUCUAAUUUGCAUCGUUUCAGACACAACUUCCGUAGAUGGAGACAUGUUUCAUUCCCAGAACCAUUGUACCCACUUGUCCAUCCAGCUGUCCUUAUCGAGUCAUUUGAGAAUGGAGAAAGUGUUGCUCGUUUUGUGGAUGAAACUGAAGGAAAUUCUCGGAUGAAGAAGGACCUUGCCCACAUUGGGACAUAUGCAUUUUUGAAGAUGCUUCUGGAGGACAAUUUUAUUCACGCGGAUAUGCACCCGGGAAACAUUCUUGUCCGUCUAAACGAGACCAAGAAUAAGAGGAAAACGUUUUUCAGAUCUAAGCCCCAUAUUGUUUUUCUUGAUGUUGGCAUGACUGCUGAGCUCUCAGUAGCUGACCGUGAUAACUUAAAACAAUUCUUCAAGGCGGUUGCUAUCAGAGAUGGUCGUACGGCUGCUAAGUGUACGUUACGAUUAUCAGAUAACCAGAGCUGUCCAAAUCCAGCAGCCUUUACUGAGGAAUUGGAUAAGACAUUUACGUUCUGGGGAACACCGGAGGGAGACGUAUUUCAUCCUGUCGAAUGCAUGCAUCAAUUGCUCGACACAGUUCGUCGCCACAAAGUCAACAUUGAUGGCAACAUCUGUACUGUAAUGGUGACCAUUUUGGUUCUUGAGGGGUGGCAACGCAAGCUAGACCCACGCUUUGAUAUCAUGGAAACAUUGAAGACUCUACUAAUAGAGAAGGAAGUUAAACAACCACCACCAGAUUAUUUUGGAUAAGCCAUUUUUCAGUUGUCAGAGUACAAGGAUCAGAUUAUCCCAAACACGGCAUCGGUGAGAGAUGACGACUGCAUGGGACAGAAGUUGGAAUGCCUAACUCGUGAAGCAAAUUAAAGUAACACUCAAUGCUGCUACGCACUUGUUCUCCCUCCUUUCUGAAAGUAGUAUUAGAUGCAACUUACUGCACUGGGUACAGUUUGACAACCUUCAGUGCGAAAAUUUUGGCCGCCGCCUUGGGCUGAUUCAGUCACGGGGUUCUGUAAUCCAUCAAAUCUCUUUCUAGAUGUAGUUACAUGAUAACUAUCAUAAACUACGUUGCAGGGUAGUGUGAAUUUUAAUUCCAUGUUAAUCCUUC
Messenger RNA from Triticum dicoccoides, 2544 nucleotides. Its product is annotated as probable serine/threonine-protein kinase abkC. The record is from RefSeq and is a predicted model, not a curated record. The coding region runs from base 276 to 2189 and encodes 637 amino acids. The transcript is spliced from 6 exons. NCBI's taxonomy places the organism in Eukaryota, Viridiplantae, Streptophyta, Magnoliopsida, Poales, Poaceae.